Molecule: messenger RNA, 1239 nt
Organism: Varanus komodoensis (Komodo dragon)
Lineage: Eukaryota; Metazoa; Chordata; Lepidosauria; Squamata; Varanidae
Gene: APOBEC4
Product: apolipoprotein B mRNA editing enzyme catalytic polypeptide like 4
Exons: 2
Coding region: 1-1095 (364 amino acids)
Source: RefSeq, a predicted model, not a curated record
AUGAAUUAUAAAACGACUGAGGCAAGAUUUUCCUAUGCUAUGGAGCUAGAAACUGAAACAUUUUGCCAAGAAUACCGCACAAAUAAAGGUACAGUUGUUCAGCCAUAUUACUGGCUAGCAACGAACCAAAGAUGUAUUGACUGUCCUUAUCACAUACGGACAGGUGAAGAAGCAAGAGUCCCUCAUGUAGAGUUUCAUAAAGCUUUUGGAUUUCCCUAUGGGCCAGUGCACCACCAAAAUAAACAUCUUCUCUUUUAUGAACUGAGGCACAUAUCAGGUAAACUAAUUCAAAAGGGCCGUGCCACGAACUGCACAGAGUACAACAUUCAUCCGGAGUCAAUGUUAUUUGAACCGGGAGGUUAUCUAGACUCAGUCAUAUGUAAAUGUGAGAAAGCUGCAUAUAUCAAUCUUUAUUCAAAUUAUUCCCCUUGCAAUGAGGCAGAGCAUGGCUGCAUCAGCAAAAUCUACAGCUUCUUGUUGAAGUAUCGAGACAUCACCCUCUGCAUUUAUUUCUCACAGCUGUAUCACACAGAUGAGAAUUUCCCAGUGUCCAUCUGGAACUGUGAAGCUUUGCACAGCCUCGCCAGCAUGUGGCCCCAGGUAGCACUGAGCCCGCUGUGUGGUGGGCUUUGGCACUCGCUCCUGCACAAUUUCGUGGCUACUACGCCAUGGGCAAGUCCCUACCAUCCAAUUCUGCCUGCAAGAGCACUGGCUGACAGGCAAAAUGCACAACAAAUUAACAGCAUAAGAAGAAUGUCGCUUCCUUCUAUGAAGACACCGCAUCAGCCAUUCUAUGGAAACUCAGAUGUUGCACAAAAUCUGCAAAAGUCCUCCUUCGCAUCACAUUCUCAGUAUCCAGCACAUAUGAUGAAUGCCAGGUUGCCCCCACUGAGAAAACCCCCUCCCCAUUUGAUACCACCCAUUAAUGUUAUCCCCUCUUUUGGACAACAACUGUUACGCCCCAAACCCAGAAAUAUUGUCAGGCACUUAAAAAUGCCAGAUGAGUCAUUAAGGAAAGCUCAACAUUUGAAAAUAAUUCCAGAGGGAAGAUCUGCUCACGUGGAAAGAAUUAUUGAGCAAUUUCCAGAAAACUAAGUCUGCGGAGCAUGAAGGCCACAGAAAGAAAACGGAUUAAAUCAGCUGGUCUAAAAAUCGAACACAUGGUUGCACAGUUCACUUGGCAGGAAUGGCUACCUAGGAAAUACACAAUGAGCUGGAGAACUGGAGCUAAUUUGCAUG